This is a messenger RNA of Hansenula anomala, 330 nucleotides long. RefSeq names its product mitochondrial 37S ribosomal protein mS41 (gene FYV4). Lineage: Eukaryota; Fungi; Ascomycota; Saccharomycetes; Phaffomycetales; Wickerhamomycetaceae. The annotation marks the transcript as partial. The record is from RefSeq and is a predicted model, not a curated record. The transcript has a single exon. Gene Ontology annotation, cellular component: mitochondrion.
GCUACAAAAGCAGCCAACCCUAACAACAUCAACUACCCACUACCAACCAGUGAGAUCCCAAAUGCUGAAGCUUUUCUUCAAAAAAUAGGACGUAACUGCAUAGAGCAUAAAGAACAUUUCCCAAACUGGCAUUUACUGUUCAAUACCACUUCCAGACAGAUGAAAGAGAAAGGUAUUGAUGCUCAAACAAGAAAAUAUUUAUUAAGUCAAUUGGAAAAAUACAGAAAUGGUGAAAAAAUAUUGGAGAUCAAAAAGGGUAAAAAAUCAUACUUUGGUAGUGAAUACAAAAGAAAAGAAACCGUUGCUAAAAUGCAUGCUGCUGAACGUAAA